AUGGAGCGCCACCUGCCCGCAAGGCUUCCCUCCUGGAGACGCCAUAGACCCCGUCUCUCCUGGUCAGGACGCGCAAGUCCCCGCGACCAUGACGCUGCAGUAGAGACAAGGAGCCACGACGGCAUCGGCGGCGUCCCAUACAGCCAGCAACCAGAAUCAAGCCCCUACCAGCAUGCGGUCCCGCCGCCCAGCGUGAUCUCGGUGGCGAGCCAGCUGCAGUGGAGGGAACGGAGACAGAGCGGUGGAGAUGAGGAGAUGUACGUGGAUGAUACGGUGGACGAGUAUAGCUGGAUAGACCCUAGUGAGGUCGGGACUGAUCGCUUGAGGACCACACCUCUGCCGGGAGCUGCUCCUCGAGAAUUGACGCCGAGAGGCUUUGCUGCAUCGUCGGAUACACUGGCAAGUCAUUUCUCUACCAGGGUCCCAAGCAGAAACCUGCCUUCUCCCCCGAAUGAAGAAGCCUCGCGACAACCAGGACCAUCUCGCCACCUCUCCCCCGAAGACUCUUACAACCUCCUCCUCCUUUACCAGUCUACUUCACCUGCCUUCAGCCUCGUCUCGUCUUACUCACCCUUUGCAAGUCUCAGCCCGGGACUGCAACAACAGUUGGGGCAUGCUCCGCACUUUGACCCAGAGUUUUGGUACGAGGUGGUCGACAAGGCUUUUCAUGAUUCUCUAGAUAGCAAAGAGCAGAACAGGCAAGAGUCGUGGUGGGAGAUGGUCAGGAGUGAAAAGAUGUAUGUGGAGGAUUUGGGGGUCAUCUGUGAUGUACUCAUACACGGCCUUCGUACUGCAGACCCGCCUAUCAUUGAGCACUCCAGACUAGAGCCGUUCAUCAAAGAAGUAUUCAGCACAUCCGUUCUGCUAUACCAGUCACAUCUCAAGAUCCUAUCGAGAGUGCUGGAGAGGCAACGAGAACAAUGGCCGUUGAUGAUGUCUCUCACAGACAUAUACCUGGAGAACUUUCUAGAGCUUCUGGAUCUCUACGAUGCUUAUAUGAAAAACUAUCCCUACGCCAAAGCCCGUGCUGAACGAGAGGCUGCCCGCAACCCCAAAUUCGCACUCUUUCUCACAUCCUCCUCCAUACCUCGUAAAGGCAUCAAUACAUUCCUCAUGCGCCCUGCAACGCGCCUACCACGAGUCAUCCUCAUGCUCAGGGCGUUGCUUCACCGAACGCCAUUGGAUCAUCAAGAUCAAGAAGAUAUUCCUACUUUGAUUGAUGUUCUGCAUAGAGUGGUGAAGAGUAGUGAGCCAGGGAUCUCGAAUGCGGAGGAGAAGAUUGGGCUGUGGGACGCGGCAGAGAGGUUGAUGUUCAAGAAGGGCGAAAUAGUGGAAUUGGAUCUACUUAAUCCGAAGCGGGCGUUGGUGCAUAGGGGAGACGUGAGAAAGAGAGUCCGGAUAGAGAAGGAUUGGCACGGAUGGCAAAAGAUACACGCGAUACUCCUAGACAACUACUUGCUUCUAACCAGAGAAGACAAUGAAGGAAGGUUUGCUGUCGUGUCUCGCCCUAUACACCUCGACUUUAUGCGGGUACUUGUCGCUGAUGCGGUACCCGAGAGAAGCUUCAACAAGUCCAAUCCAGCUCGUGGCCCUACAGGAGGCUUCUUGGAUACUGUACGCGGAACAGAUAUGAUGUACCCCUUCACGAUAUCAGAUGGAGACUCGCAAGGACGAACAUACACGAUCUGCACAGAGAAACCCGAAGAACGCCGCAAAUGGAUCGAAAAGAUAGAGGGCGCGAAGGUACUUCGAGACUACGAUGUUGAGAGUAACAGGCUAUUCGUAAUCAACACGAUAUCGCCGCCUCGAGGACUCAAAGAUCCGGUCACCUGCGCAGACACAUUCGUCUGGCAUGGCAACAAAGCGCUUGCCGUGGCAGCCGGACGCUCAGUAUGGAUCGGCUGGCUUGGAGAAGCAGACACUUUCCAAGAGGCAAUCAGGUUUGACACUGGCCAGGUUACGUCCAUCACCACCAUACCCGAAUUCCCCUGGCUGUUGACAAUGAACGGCGGGACCAUUGUGGCAUUCAAUUUGAGGGAUAUGAUGACAACUGUUGAUCCUCAGACGUGGGUCAGGCAGCGGAGGAUAGAUGGAGUCCUUUUGAGUCGCCCGGGUCAGCAUGUGGCGUGGAUGAGCGUUGGUAAAUCGAAAGGGCGGACCUUGGUCGCAUACGCCGUCUACGCAAACACCUCGCACAAUACCGUAUUCGCAUUUGUUGAGCCUUUUCAACCUCACCCUCAUCUCGGCACUCCUUCCACCAGAUUUCCAAGCCAACCUCCAUUUCGGCUCUUAUCUACAUUGACCGUGCCGGGGUACGCCUCUUCCCUCACCUUCUUCCGUGCGACACUGGCAGUCAUUACCGAGAAGGAGAUCACCAUCACAGAAAUCGGCAACCCAGACUUGAACACGCUGCCAACGACUCAAGGCCUCGGUACGCUGGAAGAAGGAGCGCCGUUGCUCAAACUACUCAGUGGAGGCUUGCGGAGAGGCGGGGGUAGACCCCUGGGUAUGUGGCAAACGGGAGAUAACGAAUUCAUCUUGGUCUAUGACUGGGGAGCUUGCUAUGUGACCAAAUGCGAGUUCCCCUCAUUAGCGUUUAUGGCCUGGGCUGACUGGAUGAGCGUAGUUGGCGAGAUAUCACGAUCUGGUACUUAUCUACGUUGGAAUGGCCAACCAUCGCAGGCCGUCUUCCAAUCUCCUUAUCUCCUUCUUUUCGACGAGUUUGGAGGUCGCGCCGAAGUGAGAGAUGUCGUGAGCGGCAGGAUGUGUGAGAUCAUUGAAGAAAAAGGGCUCAGAUUGAUGAAGAGCACGAGAGAAGACCAGACAAUGUGUGGGUGGACUGCGACUGGUCUUGUGCAGGUUGUAGAGGUGAGUGUUCCGAUUUGGGUCGUUGGACAGCAUUCGCUCACUCGUCUGUAG
This is a messenger RNA of Cryptococcus amylolentus CBS 6039, 2919 nucleotides long. RefSeq lists its product as hypothetical. The coding region runs from base 1 to 2919 and encodes 972 amino acids. Gene Ontology annotation, molecular function: guanyl-nucleotide exchange factor activity. The transcript is spliced from 14 exons. The record is from RefSeq and is a predicted model, not a curated record. NCBI's taxonomy places the organism in Eukaryota, Fungi, Basidiomycota, Tremellomycetes, Tremellales, Cryptococcaceae.